AGCAUCGGUUCACGUACAACGGAUGAUCACCCGGUGGCUCCUAUAAAUACGUUUGUCAUUCGAAAUCGAACAGUCAGUCCCAUUCUUGGCUUUGAAACACCGGGUAGUCCGCACAGUUGAUCGAUAUGGCUGUCAAGAAAGUGAUCGUCGUGAUGGCAAUCGCAUUGUUCGCCGCGUGCAACGGUGCGGCGAUUCCUGUGCCAGCUCUGCCGAUAGCUAAACUAGCCGCGGUGGACGCAGGGCUGAACUACGACCCCCAUCCUCAGUACAGCUACGCCUAUGACGUACAGGACAGCUUAACCGGGGACUCGAAGAGCCAACACGAGAGCAGAGACGGGGACGUCGUCAGCGGCAGUUACAGCUUCAUCGAAGCUGACGGAACCAGGAGGAUCGUCGAGUACACUGCCGAUCCCGUGAACGGGUUCAAUGCCGUGGUUCACAGGGAACCGGUCGCCGUCCUCAAGCCUGUCGUCAAGGUCGCUCCAGUGGCGUUCCAUUCAACCAGACAAAGAAACGGCCAUGCCAAGGGAAGCAGACAAAGAAACGAAGAGGAUCCACCGGCCAGAACAAAAGAAGGGGGGCCAGGUGGGGGCGAUUGCGAGGGGACGGGUGUCUGGACACGAGUUUGGGUGCAAGGAAUAGCUCGGUUAUUGCUCACGGAUCACACGAAACCAGCCAUCAGCCGUAUAAAAGUACCGACGAUCUUACCCCGAGGCAUCAGUCCUCUGACGAUCCUCUCGCAAAUCAACAUGGCUGGAAAGCUGAUCUUGUUCUUGAGCAUGGCGGUGUUCGCCAAGGGCGCGGUGGUGCCGGCACCGGUAGUGGCGGCGGUCCCCGCGAAACUGGAGGAGCUGGACGCGGUGCCGCAGUACAGUUUCGCGUACGACGUGCAGGACGCGAUCACCGGAGACUCGAAGGCCCAGUACGAGACCAGGAACGGCGACAUCGUGCAGGGUAGCUACAGCCUGAUCGAGGCGGACGGCACCCGGCGCAUCGUGGAGUACACGGCGGACCCGGUGAACGGGUUCAACGCGGUGGUGAGCCGCGAACCGGUGGCUGCGGUGGCUGCUCCGUUGGUCCCAUACGCCAUCUUGCCAGCGGCGGAGUCUCCGGUCGUGCCCGCGGCGGCUCCAGCGCCGGGCAUACCAGCCAGCGGGCCCGAUUCCGACGUCGAGGUGGUCGAGGCUAGGUCCGGGCCUCUUCGCGUUGCUCCCAGCCGGGAGCAGCAGCUGAAGCAGCAACAGGAACAGCAGUUGCAGCAGCUGAAGGAGCUCGAGAGGCAGCAGCUCGAGCAACAGCAGCAACAGCUCAGGCAGCUGCAGCAGAUACAGGAACGGUCCAGAAUGCAGUUCCAGCAACGCGUCCAACCGCAGCCGCGACAGAGGCCCGAGAAGGAGGACGCCGAGCAGCCGCAGAGGAUCCAGCAGGCCCAGGAGGCGCCCGUCAGGGCUGUCGCCGCUCCGCUGCAGAUACCGGUCAGGUCUCAGCCGCUGAUCGCCGAGGCUAAGGCGCUGCCCAACUAUCCGGUCGCUUACUACUCGACCUACUCGUCUCCGCUGGCCUACGCGGCGCCCAUCGCCUACACGUCCGCCGCUGCGAUCGUUUGA
This is a messenger RNA of Nomia melanderi (Alkali bee), 1607 nucleotides long. RefSeq names its product cuticular protein 3 (gene CPR3). The record is from RefSeq and is a predicted model, not a curated record. NCBI's taxonomy places the organism in Eukaryota, Metazoa, Arthropoda, Insecta, Hymenoptera, Halictidae. Gene Ontology annotation, cellular component: extracellular matrix.